This is a messenger RNA of Nymphalis io (European peacock), 973 nucleotides long. RefSeq lists its product as uncharacterized. The coding region runs from base 1 to 873 and encodes 290 amino acids. Gene Ontology annotation, biological process: proteolysis. The record is from RefSeq and is a predicted model, not a curated record. Gene Ontology annotation, molecular function: serine-type endopeptidase activity. Lineage: Eukaryota; Metazoa; Arthropoda; Insecta; Lepidoptera; Nymphalidae. The transcript has 2 exons.
AUGGAAAACAACGUUGAAAACAAUAAAGUCAACGCAGACUUGGAAAGAGAAGAGUAUGAUUAUUUUAGUUUUAAUUUUGUUAACGAACCAUGGGAUGAUCGUUCAAACAGAAGUAAAAUUGGAAUAAUUUCGUUGCUUGUCGCUAUAUUUAUAUCCACGAUCGCUCUUGUCUUCAACAAUUUGGUUAUGCAUUACAGAGGAUUUGAUUCGGAGAUAUUCUUUAGUAAUGUUGAAAUAGACUGUAAUUUGGUUAAAGUAGACGAAUAUCCAUAUGCUGCGCGAAUUCAUUCGGUAGCGUCAAAUGAAGUUAUAUGUAUAGGCGCUGUCGUAUCGUCCUCUUACAUAUUAGCAAACGAAUUAUGCAUAAAAUCAGGACCUAUAAGAUUACGUUUGGGAAAUCCUAUUCAACCGAGAUGUAAAAAAGGAUUUUCUGUUGAUACCGUGGAUAUUAUACCUCAUGACGGUGGGAUUACAAAAAGUUUGGUACUUUUGAGCAGUUUUGAGAAUAUGAGAGACUGUAUAAAAACAAUUAAAAUAGGUGUUAAAGUAGAUUUAAAGAGACAGUUUUAUAUAAUUGGAAGACCUUUUCGCGGCGAAAGAACUUUACCCUUACAGAUUGCUAGAUUCAUUGCAGACAAUUACACGAAUGGGGAAAAUUUACAUAAUUUAAACGGGAACAAAACAAUUUGUGUGCAAACAGUUGGAAAAUGUCCAGUACGAGCUGGAGACUUACUCGUACAAAAGGGUCGGUUACUUGGUUUAUCGUCAACUAGCGUGCAUAGUAGAGAAAAAACGAAUUAUGCAUGUUUUGCUAACUUGAGUAUUGUAAAUAAAGAAUUGAAGGCAUUCGACGUGGAGGUUGACAAUAAAUAAUUCAUGUUAAUUGUUUAGUUAAUUAGUUCCCUGAUUUUUUUUAUAAACAUCUGUUUGAACGAAAAUGGGUUUCAUAUCUAAAACUUGAUCUCAUAACACU